Funneliformis mosseae is the source of this 381-nucleotide messenger RNA. The record is from the annotation of a GenBank genome assembly. Lineage: Eukaryota; Fungi; Glomeromycota; Glomeromycetes; Glomerales; Glomeraceae.
UUUGGAGGAUCUGCUGUCGUAAAAGAAUAUAUAUUUGGAUUAAAUGAUUAUUCCAAAGCAACAUUUUUCCAAAAUUUCUGUGCUUCAAUUGGUGGGGCUACCGCCUCUAUUUCUGUGGCUCAACCACUUGAUGUGGUAAAAACCCGUAUUCAAAAUAGACCUUUUGAUGCACCCGAAGGUGGUGUACAAAUUAUUAAGAAUAUGAUUAAAAAAGAAGGUCCUUCAUCGUUUUUUAAGGGUAUAACACCCAAGUUAAUAGUAGUUGGACCUAAAUUGGUAUUCUCUUUCACCGUGGCUCAACAAUUGAUUCCUAUAUUAGAUAGAUUCAUCUCUCAAAGAUCUUCUCAAUCAGCUCAGUCUCUUGCUGCCAAAGGAUUAUAA